This is a messenger RNA of Mus musculus (house mouse), 4004 nucleotides long. RefSeq names its product cancer antigen 1 (gene Cage1). Bases 505 to 2946 code for a protein of 813 amino acids. Lineage: Eukaryota; Metazoa; Chordata; Mammalia; Rodentia; Muridae. The record is from RefSeq and is a predicted model, not a curated record. The transcript has 13 exons.
UUUGUAGCGUGGGAUGUGUAGCUCUUGUUGCUCCCCAGCCUUUCGUUCUUGCUCCACCAUGGCGUUUACGGUCAUAGGAAGUCAGCCUGUUUUUUUUUUCCUCCGGCUGCUCCUGAAGACUUGCGUCCUCUGACCUUCUUCCUCUGGACCCAGGUGCGGUCCGGAGGACGUCACACUGGGGCGUUCGAGCGCCCUGCGACGCACCAGUUGGUGCCCUCGGUGGGGACGGUUGGAAGGUGUUCUCCCUCCCGCGGAGCCGGUGUGCCGGGAGGAAACCCGGAAUCCUUAGCCUGAGUCACAGAAGCUCGAUGGAUCAUGGAAGUGAGCACACUUUUGCUCUCUAGAAACGUUGAGGCCUUCUGUCACUUAGCGGUUAGAAAUACGGACUCUUCACACGUUUUGGUCAUCAUCCCUGGCAGUGCAAAACAAAAAAGGAAAGUUAUUGCCUUCAUCUUUGGUUCCUGUACAUUUUGAAGUGGAUACUUGCAUGAAAUUUUAGAAAGUAUGUCAGAGUCGGAAACAAUAAAUGUCAAUGGUCCCUCUCAAGACUUCUCCUACUCAGACUCGCCCUUCUGUAUGGAAGCCAGCUUCUCCUCCUCAGACCUGCUUCAGAGUGAAACAAAGAAUGUGAAAAGGGGAAAUGAGUCUACACACACGUUCUCUGAGGAUAUUUAUAGCACAGAAGGCAGUUUGUUAGGUGAUAUCAACCUUGGGAAUUACCCAGAGAGUGAGCAGAAUCAACCAGCUAACACUAGGCUUUCUUCCUUGAGACAAUUUGAACCCAUUUGCAAAUUUCACUGGAUAGAAGCGUUUAACGAUGAAAUGACAGUUGAAGACCUGAGGGGGGCGUUUUCUUACUCGGAGAAGCCAGAGUUGCCAAGCCAGGUAUACAAUGAUGCAGCAGAUGGCAGUGAAAAGCCAGAUCCAUUUAAGGAAGAAAGUUCAGUGGAAAGUAGCAUUUCCGAAAAUAAGGACGAACUUGUUCCCGCGCCAGUGAGGAAAUCUCCAAGAAGUCUAUGUCUAAACUACUACAGAGGAGAGGCACAGCCGCUCACAGAGGCGCCAUUCGUGAGAAGUGCCGUCGUAGAUGUCGGCCUCAAUAUCAGUCAGCCUCAAAGCUUUCUGGAUAAAGAAAAUGUCUGUAAAAAUGGUGACAAUUCGUCUGAUAGGGAGAAUUGCUUCGAGCAGCUUGACUUGAGAGCUAUUUAUAAAGCAGAGGAGCCUGAAGUUUCUUCAAAAGAAGUACAGAAUUCUGGAGAGAUUUCUGAGCUAUCAGUUAGUCACCAGGAAGAAGUCACAGAAGAUGGCGUUGACAGCCUCGCCAUUACCUCACCGUGGUCUCCAGCUGGCAUCUUCAAGGGAAGUGGGCCUCAGGACAACUCCCUGAGGCCUGAUAGAGAGGUCAGCUGUGAAGGCUUAGAGCCUCUGGAAGAGGACAUGGCUUUAAAUGAAGCCUUGCAAAAAUUAAAACAGACUAACAAAAAGCAGGAACUGCAGAUUCAAGACCUCCAUGGUAAGAACUUGAACUUAGAAAAUAGGGUUCAAGAACUACAGACAAAGGUCACCAAACAGCACGUGUUGGUUGAUAUCAUAAAUAAACUAAAGGUGAACAUUGAGGAGUUAAUCAAUGAUAAAUACAACGUAAUCCUAGAGAAGAAUGACAUCAACAAGAAACUUCAGGAUCUGCAGGAAGCUUCGGCUCACACCAAAAAGCACCUUCAGGAAUCCAAGAAAGACAAGGAGAGCCUCCAGCUCCAGGUGAAAAAGAUUAAGGUCCAUUACGUGCGCUUACAGGAAAGGUAUAUUGCUGAGAUCCAGCAGAAGAACAGAUCGGCCAGUCAGUGCCUGGAGAUAGAAAAGACCUUAAGCAAGAAAGACGAGGAGCUCCAGCGGCUGCAGCGCCACAAAGGGGAGCUGGAGAAGGCCACCAGUUCUGCCCUGGACUUGCUGAAGCGGGAGAAGGAGAUCCGGGAACAAGAGUUCUUGUCUUUUCAGGAGGAAUUCCAGAGGCGGGAAAAGGAAAGCCUGAAAGAAAGGCGGAAAUUGAAGUCGAGAGUUGAGAAGCUGGUCGCUCAAGUGAAAAGCUUGCUGUUCACCUGUGAGAGCGAGAGAGCUCAAACCAUGGCGCUCCAGCGGCAGGUCGAAGAGCUGAAGCUGGAGAACUUAGAACUCCGACAGCUGGCUGCGAAGAGGGAGGCCCAAGCUUGCACCCCUAGCUUUGAGAUUACUCAGUCAAAGGAGCAGCUGGAGGAAGCGGUGGAGCCGGACAUCACCCAGGAGACAAAGGGGACACAUUGUAAUUUGUUCCUGAAUCGCUCUUCUUGUAAAGAAAACCUGGAGCUCCAACCUCUGAAGAAAACUUCUCCGCUGGCCUCUGGAAUUCACAGCCUUUUGGCCCUGAGAAUAGGACUUCUCACGUGUCAGGACCUUGCCACGCCUGAUGCUGAGCUUUGCCAAGAGAGUAAGAAAGCUAAUGACAUAAUGCUGCAAAGACUGAAGGACUGUCAGCUUAAAAAGAAGGACUUAGAUAAAGAGCUAUUGAAACAUAAAAACAGAAUUGCGACUCUUAAAGAGUUAAUUGCUAGUGAAAAGGCACUUCAAGCCCACACUAUUGAGAUCACAGAUUUUGAUGCAGACGAGGUCAAGAGUGCCAGAGAUGCGCCUGUGUUGCUGGCAGUCAAACUGGAUAAAUACCACAGUCUGAAUGAGGAACUUGAUGUCUUGAAUACCAGAUAUGCAAUGAGUAUACAGACACAUAUGCAGAUUACAAAGCUGGGAGGGCUUCUGGAGAGCAAAGAAGACCACUACAGCAGACUCAUUGAGGAGAAUGACAAGUACCGGAGACACGUAGGCAGCCUGAUAAAUAAGGUAACGUCAUAUGAAGAAAUUAUCAAAUGUGCUGACCAAAGACUUGAGAUAUCACAUUCUCAGAUUGCACAGCUGUGAGGUGCUGUUCCUGUCUUCCGGGCUGUCCAGCCACAGGAAGAGCUCUUACAAGAAGCUACCAUGGCCCCACCCCUGUGGGUGGUAGAGCUAUGGUGAGGAUUGGCCACUCGCCUGCCCACCGGAAGGAGACACAAGAAGUCAGUUCUCUCCAGCUGACUAUGUCAGGAAUCAGCUGUCUUCACUGCAUCCCCACCAACACCAGCUACAAUCCACCACCAACUACCAGGAUGGUAGUUCCCGCUUCUGGGUGGAACUGCCAUCCUGCCUGUGCCAGCAGUUGAUCUGCAGAACAGACCUGGGCUUGUCAGCACUGCCUCCCUCCCCAUCCAACCCUCUCCCACCUGGUGGACAGACAGCCACCACACAGCAGACUCUCAGGGGGCUGUAGGGCAAAUUGGUCCUGAGAGCCCCAAUAUCGAACAUGGCAGUCAGUCAGUCAUCAAGUUUGCCAAAGGCCACCCUGGGCCCCAGAACUGAGCAGGCACAGUUGGUGAGCACAUAUGGGCCCAUUUGGAAGCUGGACCACAGCUCAGCAAUGGGAACCAGCACACAAGACUUCCCUCCUCCUUCAGUGACAGCUUUGUGGCAGGGUUACUCCCACAGGGUAAAGAGGAACUGCUGAGCGCCAGCAACUGUUGCUUGCCAAACCACUUACCCCAGAGAGCCACCCUGCAGCUAAUCUUUCCCUGCCAGAGUAUCACCAGCCCACAGCUCCACUCCCCAGAGUUCGUGAUACCCCGUUCUGCCUGUCAGAGGAUCCCCUAACCAGAGUGGGAGAACAGCCCCCACGCAUGUGGUUGGUUACCUGAGCAUCUGUUUGCAAACCCACACAAAUGAGAAACCUUACCACUGACAGAGGCAGCUGUGGGUAGACAUGCAGGCUCCAAUAAACUGCCAUUGGCACUACUGCAAUACACAGGACAUGGACCUUCCAUCAUGACCCAGCCUUCUCCAGAUGGGACUGCCACACCUUACAAUUCCUGGGCAGCUAGGUGUGCUGAUAUGUCUUUAAUCCCAGCCCUUGGGAAUGCAGUGCAGAUGGAUCUUUGAGUUUGAGG